UUCAAUGUACCUCAAUGCGACUGAGCUAUGUGCGCCACGUGAACCUUAUUCCGCCUGAAUAACUGCCCCCUUAAUUGUCAGCUAAAAAUGGUGCCUGAAUCAACCUCGUCUAAACUUGGUAACGUAGAAGAUGUUGUUAUAGAUGAUCAUGGAAAAUUUAAAUAUAUUUUAAUACAACUACGCGAAGGAAGCAACAAAAAAAUUGUUGUGCGUGGUUUUCAUUGGGCUGAAUAUCAUGCUGAUAUUUACGAAAAGGAGGAACAAAGUUUUGCUGAACUUGGUAUUCAUACUGAAUGUUUAGGCGGAGGUCGUAUUGAUCAUGAUAAAGAUAAAAAAAUGAUUUUAGUAUAUGGAUAUUCUGUGGGAUUUGGUAGAGCUGACCACUCUAUUGCUGUUGAACUCUUGAAGUUAAAAUUUCCUCAUUAUACUAAAAUAUCUUACACGAAUGAAGGUUAUUAGCAACAGAAAAGAUUUGUACGUUUUUUAUAAAUAUUAGCUUAAUUAUUGAAAGACUGUUGAAAGAAAAAUUAUUUUAAAAAGAUCGAACUUUCUACUUUGUUCUUUGAUAUUAUUGCAUAUAUGAAAAUAAUUGCUGCAUAUAUGAAAAA
This is a messenger RNA of Hydra vulgaris (swiftwater hydra), 608 nucleotides long. RefSeq names its product 14 kDa phosphohistidine phosphatase. NCBI's taxonomy places the organism in Eukaryota, Metazoa, Cnidaria, Hydrozoa, Anthoathecata, Hydridae. Gene Ontology annotation, biological process: peptidyl-histidine dephosphorylation. Gene Ontology annotation, cellular component: cytosol. The record is from RefSeq and is a predicted model, not a curated record. Gene Ontology annotation, molecular function: protein histidine phosphatase activity.